AUGUUCAGCGUCGGACCUUCAGUGAGCCUGGACGCUGGGCGUGAUGGAUCAAUGAGCCCCGUCCAGAGCGGAGUGCUGGAUUCCCCUCGAAUACGACCUCGAGGGCUUCACAAAGUCAGACCGACCUCCCUUUUUGGAUCUCUGGGGAAGAGAUCCAUGGCAGAUGUGGACGAAGAUGCAGUGCACAAAUUGGCUUCCUCUACGCCUGGAUCGCCUCGCGAGGGCCGAUACACCCCAGAUCUCGGGACCUCACCUUACAAGGCCAUCCUGUACCAUGGCGAAGUCCAGACCGCCAGCGGCAUGUUCAGGAAGAAGAAGGAAUACUUGGUAUUGACGGAGACACAUUUAAUACGUUUCAAAAGCCAGUCGCGAGCCUCUGACGUGUUCCCGUCCAUUCCUCCUACCUUCGGGCGUACGGGCUCUCGACACCCGUCCAGCGCGUCGGUCGGAUCUCUGCAGGAUGCUCAAUCAAACCAUUCCCACGCAUCUACCGAGGGAGACAAUCGAAUUCCUCUGUCGCAGAUCGUUACUACAUACAGGGUGGAAGAUGGGCGUCCCUUUUUCACAACCGAAGUGGUAUAUCUGGAUGAGGAUUAUCAUGGAGUUGGCUGCAUCCAGCUAAUGCUCUAUGAUCCAACGGAAGCCGAUCUUUGGCUUUCCUCGAUUAGAGGGGCCGCGCACAAAGCUAGAUUGCUUCAAGGGGAGCCGUAUCCUGAAAGAGUCGUUCGCUACCUGGCUCAGAUUCUCGAAGGGCUACAUGAUUACGAUCCAGACCACUUUCAAAUCUUCCGCGUUGCUCGACGGCCGCCGGCGCCAAAACCAGGGCGGUCGUCAUCGUUUGAUGACCUGCAUAAAUUAGGCGGCGUGGUCUUCUAUAUGGUCAUCGGCAUCAAUUGUCUCCAUCUGAUUCCUGUUCCGGAUUUUACUAGUUCAACUGGGCGUCUUCUUCCCCCAAAUGUGAAGAGGCAGAUGUAUGGAAUUGUAACGCUCUAUCAGAUGAAUAUGCAGGAUGGGGAUGAUAGGUUCGAGCUAACUUUCCGAAUGCCUCUCCAACCUAUCCAGGUGCUUGAUUUCGCUUCGUUUGCAAGUUCCGAUAUUGUGGUUGGUAUCAACAAGAACUGGCAAUAUCUAAGGCCGCUUUGGCUUGAUCGAAGCUUUUUACUCCCUGCCCUAAAGGAUCAAUCACGAUUUGAGGACGUUGCAGUUCCUUCAGGACAAGACGAAUAUGGCGCCUUCGAUCGGACCCUUGUGGCUCAUUGUGUGGCAUAUAAUUGCAAUCCCGCCAAUAUCAUGUAUGGGAUUGAUUGGGAAGUGGAGGAUUCCCCAGAGUUCCAGCUAUAUGCUCCAGCCAUGAGCCCGAAAUACUCGGUUUACGAGCUGCUGGCAAUCAUGCGGUCCCUACGAUACAACAAUUCGUUCCAUUCAAUCUCGUUCAAGAAUAUUGACUUGCAAAGCAUGCAUAGUAUUACCGAUGACUAUGGCACAGAUCAUGUAGCAUAUACUACUCGUCAUAAUAUUCCGGCGAUUGGUCGUCCUAACAUCAUCCCGCAAACCCAAUCUAUACUGUACCGAGAAAUCCAAGCUCUUGCCUUAAAAUCGUCGAGCGUACGAAGAAUGGACCUUAGUAAUACUUUACCUACACGGAGACCGAACGAUAUGUUUGACGUUGAAGGCCAAGAAGUUAACAAAGAUCCUGGAUGCGAGAUCGUUGCUGCGCUCCUGUCACUAUGUGCUGCUCAGUUAACCCGAGUUAGUUGGAUCGUACUAAAUGGGAUUAAACUUGGUGAAACAGAUUUGGAUGAGAUGAUUCCUGCUCUCAAACAAAGGCGCUCCGGUAUUAGGGCAAUUGAGUGCUCACGCUGCGGCCUUAGCGACCGAGGCAUCCUACAACUUUUAGGCCAUCUAGAGAAGCAGAAUGCCACCUUGGAGUGCAUCAACAUCUCCGACAAUUCAGGCCGGAUUGAUCUUGACCGGUUUUCCUCAUCCAUGGGCCGGUUUUCGCGGAUUCGGAAGCUAGAUCUGUCAAGGAUCACUAGGACGUCCGGAAAUCAGCCUUUGUUUGCACCGGAGGUCUUAUUGUCGUGGAAGCUUGAGGAACUUAUAAUGAGCGGGAUCCCAGCCAAUGAAAUGACAGUCGACUCAAUCGCAACAUAUCUGGCUAGUGACAGAUCCGACAGCCUUCGCGUUCUCCAAAUGGAUCAAUGUGGUUUGACUGGCAACCAUGUUGCUUUCUUAAUGAGAGCCAUGGCGGGCACUCCAGGCGAAGCUCGCGAACUGCAAUUACAUGUUAGUGCCAAUAAGCUCGAGAAGGGCAUGCGCGAAAUUGUCAAAGCGAUUAAGGAGAAUCACACACCUGCUCACCUGGUCCUCCGGAUGAUCGAGUUUGAAAAGGAGGAUCAUUUUCGGCGAUUGUUAGAAGCUCUACGAACUAACACGACGAUGCGAUCCUUGGAUAUAUCAAAAGCCUCGCUUCCGUACGACGCAAAUCCAGAGACUUGCGACGCCCUGAGGCUGUUGUUUGCUGAGAAUACCACUUUGGAGGACCUUGACAUCUCUGGUGAACGGGCCCAUUUGGAAGUAGCCCGCUUCGGAAUCGGCCUGAAUCACGCCCUCACAGGGCUCAAGCAGAACAAAACUCUAAAAGUACUACGGAUUGAGUAUCAGGAUCUCGGUUUGGAAGGUGCAAAUACGCUUUCCUCGGUCCUGGAAGAGAAUACGGGGUUGACCCACAUUCAUUGCGAGCACAACGACAUCAACCUUCAAGGCUUUACCAUCUUAGUGAACGCCCUCGCCAAGAACUACGCAGUCUUGGAAUUUCCGUUCAUGCACAACGAACAAGAUGCAUCUAUGAAGCGCCUUGGUAACAGCUUAAGGGAUACUCGUCGUACUGCCACUACCAAGGUGAAGCAGGAGCGUAACGUUGCAUCUUCAGUACGCCGCACACUAUCAAAAUUAGGUGUAUCGAAAGCCCAGACACAAGAUAUAACACCUCAGGAUCUCGAUGCCGUUAUGAAGGUACUAGCCGAUCGUUGGGAUACUGAAAUGCAGAGGAUGUCCAAAUUCCUAGCGCGGAAUAGGAACAUAGCUGCUGGUAUUGAUGAGGAUGAUCCCGAUGUCAACGAGGAAACUAUGAGACCGACAACGGCUUUGAGCGACAAUGGGAUUUUGCAGGCGGUGCUGAAAACCACGACACCGAAAGCGGACCUUCCAAAUCCCGUUGAUGAUCAUGUCAACAAGGGCAUGCUCAACUUGAGUAUUAGUAGCAACCCCACGCCUGGAGGGGCUGAGGGCAAGGGGACGAUUGGUGCAUCUCAGGUGGAUGGUGGUGAAUCAGCGCCUUACGCUGAAGAUGGUAAUCUAGCGGACUUCCCUGCAAUUGCAUACGGGAGACUAAUGGAAUUAGAUUCCGGGGCAGAAAUUUUCAAGAUGGGACUUUGA
Molecule: messenger RNA, 3438 nt
Organism: Venustampulla echinocandica
Lineage: Eukaryota; Fungi; Ascomycota; Leotiomycetes; Helotiales; Pleuroascaceae
Product: RNI-like protein
Exons: 6
Coding region: 1-3438 (1145 amino acids)
Source: RefSeq, a predicted model, not a curated record